AUGACUCCCGCCUCACACGCCCGCUCAUCCAAUAGGCCCUAUCGGCAGAUCUGGUGCCUUGGUACCGCACCGUGGGAGGAGACCAAGGUCUUGUCCCAUUGUUGCAGGCAGAACCCUGCUUUCCUAGAACCUCCACGUCGAUGGCACCUCCGCUGGUUCCCACAGCAGGCUGCAAUUCAGGAUCCGUGGCUCGGUUAUAUGGCAGUGGCAGCACGGACAGAGGCAGUGGCAAAGAAGGGGCUGCGGCAUCAAUCUCGUCAUGACCUCGGACUCUAG
Messenger RNA from Miscanthus lutarioriparius, 276 nucleotides. The record is from the annotation of a GenBank genome assembly. Lineage: Eukaryota; Viridiplantae; Streptophyta; Magnoliopsida; Poales; Poaceae.